AUGAAUAAAUUUUUAUCAAUUAUUUGUGUUAUCCUUUUUCUCUCGGCUACAUUAGCCAAGAAGUCGACAACUGAACAAGCUGCUGAAACUGCUGCUGAACUGAAAGAUAAAGUUGUUGAAACAGUAAAAGAUGCAGCUAAUACGGCAUAUGAUACCAUUUCACCUAAAGUUGCUGAAGGUGCUGAAUAUGUUAAAGACAAAGCUGCUGAUGGAGCUGAAUAUUUGAAGGACAAAGCUAGUGAAGCAUAUGAUACUAUUAAACCAAAAGUAGACGAUGGUGCAGAAUAUUUGAAAGACAAAGCAGGAGAAGCCUAUAAAGCUGGAAGUAAACUUGCUGAUGAAUAUGCUGAUGUUGCAAAAGAAAAAUUAGCUAAAAUUGCUGAUGAUGUUAAAGCUUCAGCUCAAGAUUUUGCUUCUGAUGCAGCUAAAGCUAGUCAAGAAUAUGCUCAAGAAGGUUUGAAACAAGGUCAAAAAUUGAGUGAACAAGCUUUUGAAGUUGGAAAAGAUAAAGCUAAUGAAGCACUCAAAGCUGCGAAAAAAUCAGGUGCAGAGGCAUAUGAAGCCUCACUUGAAUAUGGUGCUGAUGGUGUUAAAAAAGGUCGAAAAUUGGCGGAGCAAACUGUUGAAUUAGGCAGAGAUAAAGCUAAUGAAGCUUUGAAAACAGGUCGACAUGCUGGCGAAGAUGCACUUGAAUCAGCUAAAGAAUAUGCUCAAGAAACGAAAAAACAAGGAAAGAAAAAAGCUGCAGAAACUGCUGAAGAAAAGAGUGAAGCAUUACAAAAAGCUAAAAGAAAAGCAACUGAAUUAUAA
Rotaria sordida is the source of this 810-nucleotide messenger RNA. The record is from the annotation of a GenBank genome assembly. Lineage: Eukaryota; Metazoa; Rotifera; Eurotatoria; Philodinida; Philodinidae.